Colletotrichum karsti is the source of this 879-nucleotide messenger RNA. RefSeq lists its product as uncharacterized. Bases 1 to 879 code for a protein of 292 amino acids. The transcript has 2 exons. NCBI's taxonomy places the organism in Eukaryota, Fungi, Ascomycota, Sordariomycetes, Glomerellales, Glomerellaceae. The record is from RefSeq and is a predicted model, not a curated record.
AUGACCGACGAAAUCCUUUCCGACGAUGUCAUCGAGGCACUCCUCCGCCCUGCGGGAAUCUCAGUCAGAGCCGCCGGCCCCUUCUUCGGCACCGGAACGAGGGCGCAGGUCUCCCUGCGCCUGAUGAAUCUGGACGCAACCCAGAAGCGCUUCAAGCCAAGCGCACUCGCCGUGAUCAAGCGCGUCACGUACUGGGUCGACAAGGCCAUAAACGUGUCACCUUUGCACCCCGACCUCGACCACAACGAUAACGCGUUUUGGGACGCCGUCAUCGACGUCGCCGACGACGACAAGACUCUCGAGGACGAGAUCAAGCUUCACACCUGUCCCUCCAUGAAGCGUGCUGCGAUCGCGCACAUCGUUCAGAGAUUCCGCUUUAAUCGCAACAACUUCCUCCGAAGCCAGGGCAACGUCGCGGCUCCGGACGCCGACGCUCCUGAUAACGAGACGGAGGAACAGCGCCUCAAGCGCGUCAAGAUGCGGUUUUACCUCGGCAAGAUGUGGAAGAAUCUGGAUGACCGGACCGAAGUUUGCAAGGCCUUCAGCAGAUGUACGCGUGAUGCCAAAAGGGCCAACCGAGAGCGACCCGAGUCCAACGAGCCUGACGUCGAGCCCGUUUCCGGCGCCACCGCUGACCCCAACACCAACAACCUCCGCGAGAUGACCCAUCACCAGAAGAUGCUGCGCGGCUGUGAGGAGUACCUCGACCGGGAGAAAGCCAAUGAGGAGUACAACACCCUGGCAGAGGCGUACGAUAACGUUUGGACGGAAAAGGCCAACUUGGAGGCUGCGCUGGCUUUUUUCAAGGCCGAGAACGACGAGUAUGAGAACGAUGGAAGUGGCUCAGGCGAGGAGGAUGAUGAGGGCCAGACGUCUUGA